Molecule: messenger RNA, 1095 nt
Organism: Nylanderia fulva
Lineage: Eukaryota; Metazoa; Arthropoda; Insecta; Hymenoptera; Formicidae
Product: vesicle transport protein SFT2A-like
Biological process (GO): vesicle-mediated transport
Cellular component (GO): membrane
Source: RefSeq, a predicted model, not a curated record
AUUGUGUGUAAUAUAAUGACGUAAAUCGUAAAUUAAUAUCUCCCCUUUCUCCGCUCGACCCUUGUCUAGAACAUCGUCAAUGCAAAUUUUUCCAGUUAUUUUUUCUCCUUAUGAGAGUUGAAAAGUGUCUUCAAAUUACAUAGCAAACACACCUCUUACGAAAGUAAACGAGACACGUAUAUACAAAAUAUAACAGCGCAUUUUUGGAGAAAAUAAUUACAUAAUUCGUUGUCAUUAUUGAAUUAAAAAAAUGGAUAAAUUGAGAAGAGCCCUAAAUGGCAAUGAACGAUGCGAUGAGGAGAGUGGUAUUAUUACACAGGUUGAUACGGAUUUCACGGUUAUGGAUCAAACGACAUUAAGUUGGUCUACCAGGAUAAAAGGUUUUGCAAUUUGCUUCAUUGUAGGCAUAUUAUGUUCGUUUCUUGGAUCCUUUGCGCUGUUCUUACAGAAAGGCCUCGCUGUAUUUGCUGUAUUCUACACUCUAGGCAAUAUUAUUUCUUUAGCAAGCACAUGUUUCUUAAUGGGUCCAUUCAAUCAACUUAAGAAGAUGUUUGCGUCAACAAGAUUGAUUGCAACUAUAUUAGUGUUUACCACUAUUGCUUUGACAUUAUUUGCAGCUUUAUAUUUGCACAAUCCUGGUUUAGCUCUCUUAUUUAUAAUUAUUCAGUCACUAGCUAUGACAUGGUAUUCCUUGUCAUAUAUACCGUAUGCUCGUGAUGCCGUCAAAAAGACAGUGGAAUCUUGUAUUACAUGAGAAAAACAAUCAUUUUUUUUUGUAUCAAAGUUUGUUAUAUAAAUAUUAUUUAAAUUUUACAGUGCCUUCUCUGACACUUUCAUCACAUAAUAUUUAAUGUGCGGGUUAUACUCAACUCAUUUUGUAAGAGAUAAAUAUUAAGCUAUUAAAGAUUAUAAAUUCUAUAAUAUAUACAAGACAAUACAAUAUUAUGAAAUAUCUUUUGUAUAUUACAAAUGAUAUACUUAAUUCCAUAUAAUAUGUACCUAAUAUAUUGCGCUACUUGAAUUGUGGACUGAAUAUGGACUGAAUUAAUUGAUACACAAUGUAAUAAUAAAUAUUAAAUAUUAUAUAUUUCUUAA